AUGACUAUUACAGGUUUCAUAGUGAAGCCAGUGAUACAAAUGGGUAACAGAAAGAAAAGAAUUACUGCAGUAGUAACUGAUGAAUUACCACAAACUAUAGUGACUACUGAACUUUCUGAUGUUGUACACAAACUUACUAAAAAGGGAAUACAGCUGGCAGAUCCCAUAGUAGAGAACGACAAGGUAGGACCCAUUGACAUUUUGGUGGGGUGUGACCACUAUUACGAUUUUAUCUCAACAAACCCAAAAAUAAUAGAUGACAAACAUCUCCUUAACACUCCUGCCGGAUAUAUAGUUACUGGGAAAAUACCUUGCACAUACAAUAGAACCACCACAAAUGUAUCUUCGGACACAGUACAAGAAUCUGUCAUAGUUAUGAAAAUCACAUCAUCCUUUGAUCCUUUAAUGGUAUCAGAAACUCAAAUAGAUAUUCCUCCAGUACAUAAGUUAUGGGAAUUAGAUGUCAUAGGUAUAGACCCAUCACAAUCCUCACCGGAUGACCAAAUAUCAUACAAGGAGUAUCUCAAGACUGUACAAUAUGAGGACAAUCAAUACUGGGUCAAGUUGCCGUGGAAAGUGAACAAACUAGAGUUACCCACAAAUUACCGCAGAGCUUGUGGUCAAAUGUACUCUCUUAUCAAAGAACUUGAUAGGAAAGGUCUGAUACAGAAAUACAGUGACAUCAUCCAAGAACAAGUACAGUUACAAUUCAUAGAAGAGGUACUAUUGGCUCACCCGACUGAUAAGUCACAUUACCUCCCUCAUCAUGGGGUAAUGAAGGACUCUACCAUAACACCCCUUCGGAUAGUUUACAACUGUAGCUCUAAGGCACAUCCUACUGAACCAUCUUUGAAUGAGUGUUUGAUGACAGGCCCAUCAUUAACAAGAAAAUUGGGUGAUGUGCUGUUAAAAUUCAGAACCAGUAGAUAUGCCUUCACAGCUGAUAUCUCAAAGGCAUUUUUGAGAAUAGGCCUACAAGAGAAAGAUCGAGAUUUUACAAGGUUUCUUUGGUUAUCUGACCCACACAAUAUAGAGAGUUCAAUGAAAACCUACAGAUUCAAAUCGGUACUCUUUGGAGCCACAAGUUCACCUUUCUUCUUACAAGCUACAAUUGACUAUCAUCUAAGUAACUCAAACAGUCCCAUGAAAGAAUUGCUGUCCUCAAAUUUCUAUGUGGAUAAUUUUCAAGGAACCACUCAAGAUCAGGAUCAACUUUUAACCAUUUAUAAUGAGGCUAAUAAAGAAAUAAAGCUUGCGAAUAUGCCUCUCAGACAAUGGACCACAAAUAAUUCAUGUCUCCAAAAUCUGAUUAAGACGGAUUUUCCAGGAUACAAUAUCCCUAUCGAAACAUCAGUCUUGGGACUACAGUGGAACAUAAGCAAUGAUACACUGAGAUUAAAACCAGUCAAGCCCAAUAUACACCAUAACUCACUAACCAAGAGAUCAUUAGUAGCUAAUGUCAGCAAGUUAUAUGAUCUAUUAGGGUUCUUUUCACCCGUUUCCAUAAAGGGGAAACUUUUGAUACAAGACCUUGGAGACUAA
Messenger RNA from Portunus trituberculatus (swimming crab), 1542 nucleotides. RefSeq lists its product as uncharacterized. Bases 1 to 1542 code for a protein of 513 amino acids. The record is from RefSeq and is a predicted model, not a curated record. The transcript has a single exon. Lineage: Eukaryota; Metazoa; Arthropoda; Malacostraca; Decapoda; Portunidae.